Messenger RNA from Sorex araneus (European shrew), 894 nucleotides. Its product is annotated as GTPase IMAP family member 7-like. Bases 1 to 894 code for a protein of 297 amino acids. Lineage: Eukaryota; Metazoa; Chordata; Mammalia; Eulipotyphla; Soricidae. The record is from RefSeq and is a predicted model, not a curated record. Gene Ontology annotation, molecular function: GTP binding. The transcript has a single exon.
AUGGGAGACCCUCUGUUGAACGACCCUCAAUCCAAAGCCGUGAGGAUCGUCCUCGUCGGGAAAACCGGAUGUGGUAAAAGUGCCACAGGCAACACCAUUCUUGGGGAACAGAAAUUUAUUUCAAAAUUAUCUGCCAGCUCUGUAACCCCAAAAUGCCAGAAAGCGUUCCAGGAAUGGAAGGGGAGGAACAUCCUCGUCGUGGACACCCCGGGGCUCUUUGACACCAAGGAGAAGCAGGACAUCACCUGCAGGAAGAUCAGCGAGUGCAUCCUCUACUCCUCCCCGGGCCCUCACGCCAUCAUCCUGGUGCUGUCCCUGAACCGCUACACAGAGGAAGAGCAGAAAGUCUUUGCAUUGGUCAAGGCUCUCUUUGGGGAGUCGGUCACCAGGCACAUGAUUGUUCUGUUCACUCGCAAAGAAGACUUGGAGGGCAGAAACCUACGUGACUUCAUAGCUGAAGCUGACGUGAGCCUAAAAAACAUGGUCAAGGAGUGUGGGAGCCGCUGCUGUGCCUUCAGCAACAGAGCAGGGAAGGCUGAGAAGGAAGCUCAGGUGCAGGAGCUGAUGCACAUGAUAGAGGAAAUGAUCCUCAGCCGAGGUCACUUCACUCAUGAGACAUACGAGAAAGUAGAGGGAAGUCUGAAACCGGAGGUUGAGGCCUUGAUCAAAAAAUAUGAUAGCCAGUUGGAAAGGGGAAUUUCUCAAGUAGGAAAAAAAGAUCCCAGUAUGUCACAGGAACAAAUGGAGAAAGAAAUAAAAUUGUUAAAAGAGCAAUAUGCUGCUCAAAUAAGAAAUACAAGAGAAGAAGCUGGAAAGAAUAUAUUUAAUGAUGUUUUCGACAUGAUUAGUAAUUUAUUUUCAAAAUUUCCAAACUUAUUUUCUUUUUGGAAGUAG